CUAGUGGCGGCGGCGGCGGCGGCGGCGGUCCCACUCUGCCGGAGCCGCCACCAUGACGGACCGUUCCGCCUUCGACACCAAUGUCAUCACCAUGACCCGCUUCGUGAUGGAGGAAGGCAGGCGGGCGAAAGGCACCGGGGAGUUCACACAGCUCCUCAACUCUCUCUGCACAGCCAUCAAAGCCAUCUCCACCGCCGUCCGCAAAGCGGGCAUCGCCAACCUCUAUGGAAUUGCUGGGUCUACCAACGUGACAGGAGAUCAAGUAAAGAAGUUGGACAUCCUUUCCAAUGACCUGGUGAUUAACAUGCUCAAGUCAUCCUUCAGUACGUGUGUUAUUGUGUCAGAAGAAAACAAAGAUGCUGUGAUAGUGGAAACUGAAAAACGGGGUAAAUACAUAGUCUGCAUAGACCCUCUAGAUGGCUCAUCGAACAUUGACUGUCUUGUUUCCAUUGGGACCAUCUUUGCCAUCUAUAGAAAGGUGUCCCCUGAUGAACCAUCUGGGAAGGAUGCUUUACAACCUGGGCGUAAUCUUGUGGCAGCUGGUUAUGCUCUCUAUGGGAGUGCCACAAUGCUGGUACUGGCCACUUCUGCUGGAGGUGUCAACUGUUUCAUGCUGGAUCCGGCAAUUGGAGAAUUCAUUUUGGUGGAUAGGGAUGUGAAAAUCAAAAAGAAGGGAAAUAUCUACAGUCUCAAUGAAGGCUAUGCUAAAUACUUUGAUCCUGCAGUCACAGAGUAUCUCAAGAAGAAGAAGUUCCCUGAGGAUGGCAGUUCACCAUAUGGUGGGAGGUACAUAGGAUCUAUGGUGGCUGAUGUGCAUCGCACGCUGGUGUAUGGAGGAAUUUUUCUGUAUCCUGCUAACUCAAAAAGUCCCAAAGGAAAGCUGAGACUGCUUUACGAAUGCAAUCCUAUGGCUUUUAUUAUUGAGAAGGCCGGGGGAAUAGCAACAACUGGUCAUCAAGCAAUACUAGAUAUAGUGCCUGAGGAUAUCCACCAAAGAGUGCCUAUUGUCUUGGGAUCUCAUGAUGAUGUGAAGGAAUACCUUGAGAUAGUCAAGAAGCAUUCAGCUAAGUAAAGAAGGCUUGCUGGAGUCAUUGUGCAGACGGGAAGAAAUGCCUUAGAGCUGAACCAAAGACCAUACUGCAGUAGCGCAAGAGUGAACUGUCUGACUUCUGUAGCAAGAGAGCAAAUGAGCUAUGUUUUCAUAAAUUUUUUAAAAAAUGAAAUAUUGUGCAAUGAAAGGCUUUAAAAGAAGCAUUAAAAGUAAAUGCAAGGGAAAAACAUGUUUGCGUUUCUAUUUCUCAGUUGCGAUUACACAAAAGCCACUGUGCUACAAGGAAACACUGUGUUGCAUUCAGUAAUUAAGGGAAGACUCAACUUUCUCAGAUAAGCUACAGACUAUUGCCAGAAUAUCUGACUGUGCUCUUCUAAAAAUUUCAGGGGGAAGACUCAGCAGCCUUUUAAAGUGAGUGAACCUUCCUAGACCAGUCUCUGGUUCUUUGGUAAUGAAUAUAAAUGCUCAUGUGGACACCUUCACAUGCUGUUUUUAGGUCACAGAAGUUAGUCACCAUACUUCAGUCUGGUCUUAUUCUGACUGAGAAUUAGCAUUUGUGAAACAUGUACAUUAGGGUAUGUUAAUUCUGACACAUAUUGUUAACAUUGCCAGUUGGCACUCUAUCAGAUCCAGUUACACAAGGAUGGAAAACAACAUUUUGGAGGUGGAUAUUGAAUUGGAUAGGGAGCAUGUGUAGUCAGCUUGGUACCAUUCUGCUGUGAUGACCUGGCUGUCUUUGCCAGAAAUUAACCUGCUUGACUGAUGAAAAAAAUGAACCUGUGUGUUGCUAGCAAUA
Messenger RNA from Falco peregrinus (peregrine falcon), 1847 nucleotides. RefSeq names its product fructose-1,6-bisphosphatase 1. Gene Ontology annotation, cellular component: cytosol; cytoplasm. Gene Ontology annotation, biological process: sucrose biosynthetic process; fructose 6-phosphate metabolic process; fructose metabolic process. Bases 53 to 1072 code for a protein of 339 amino acids. The transcript has 7 exons. NCBI's taxonomy places the organism in Eukaryota, Metazoa, Chordata, Aves, Falconiformes, Falconidae. The record is from RefSeq and is a predicted model, not a curated record. Gene Ontology annotation, molecular function: fructose 1,6-bisphosphate 1-phosphatase activity.